Molecule: messenger RNA, 1465 nt
Organism: Alligator mississippiensis (American alligator)
Lineage: Eukaryota; Metazoa; Chordata; Crocodylia; Alligatoridae
Product: cilia- and flagella-associated protein 77-like
Exons: 1
Coding region: 77-910 (277 amino acids)
Source: RefSeq, a predicted model, not a curated record
GCUAACAAGUUCAGUUGCCCACGUUGGACAAGAGAGCUGGGAGUGAUAAUCUCUGCUCGCUUCUCACUGAUUGGCAAUGGAAGCAUCCAAGGAUCACAGAUUCCCUCAGAAAAAGAAAAGAAGAUGCAGCGUUAGUGACAUCUGUCCCCCGCCCUUGAUCCCCCUGAUCGCAGCUGAUAUCCAAUUGGGGAUGGAAAAUGAGAGAGUUGGGGUGCUGAGAGACACCAUGUUCCAGAACCACCUCAUCCUUAAGCCAGAGCUGGGAAGGCCACGCCAAAUUUGUGCACGCUUGCCAGGGUCUGAUUUUGUGUAUGGACUACGUCUUCCCAAUGAGGGGGGAGUUCCUGAAGCGAUAGGCCACUGGAAUGUAAUGAAAGUUGCACCAAAACCACCAAAGAAGAUGCCACGUGAUUUUAUUUCUAUGAACCACAAAGCAGUCAAGGCUGGCCUUAUCACAGCAAAGGAACACUAUAGGUACCGCCAAACCCAUGAUAUCCGUCUCCCCGAAGAUGACGAACGUCACUUUAAAAAGGACCCACCACGCCUACCAGAUGCCAUGACAUAUGGAAUGCCACCUCGCCGCCAUACCCCUAUCACAGAUGUUCUCGAGCAUCGGUUCCAGGAUAUCUGGGUGGAGGAACAACGGGAAAACACCUACAUUCAAAAGGAACAAAAAAAGAGGAUAAUGCCCCAUGGGAAAGUAUACAAGACAUACUGCAGCAUGCUGAGAGAACACCAACGGCCUGUGAAAUCAGCUCCACUUUGUCAUUUGCCCUCUUUGGAGAAAGUUGACCCUCAUCUCAGUACCUUUCGCAGCCAAGAUGCUAAAGCAAAAGCCUUCAAGGUCUAUCAGUCAGAAGCUGCAACAAGAUGUGGAAUACUUGCUCAGGGCAUUUAUACAAAAUAUUGAAAAAUUCCAUAUAUCUUAAAUUAUUAUCCAUUUUCAAAUAAAAUAGACUAUUUUCAAUUUGUGUCUGAACAGGAAGAGUUGCAGUGGUCAGACAGGGAAAUACUUAAUUGGUUUUUACUGUAAAUACCUAUAUUAAUAUAGACUUCUUUGAAAGGGUUUUUCACUAGCACUGACAACAGGGAACAAGAGGUGAACUGCAUCUUAGAGGAAAAGAGGGAGUGAGCUUGGGACUUGACGUUAUGUCCACUAGUAAACUGGUGAACAUUUCCAAUCACAGCUCAGAAUUUUCCAUGCUCUAGUUGCAUCAAAUGUGCUGCUAAAUUCUCUUAGACUGAGAUUAUAGCUUGAUUCUCCCCUCCUUAAUUUUGAUAAUACUUAGCCUGAUGUCCAGAGAUGCUGAGCACAUGUGAAACUCAGACCAAUAGUGUGUUUCCAUUCUAAUUUUGACAGUUGUCCAAAAACAUUUCCUGCCGUAUAUAUUAUCUGUUACUGUGUUGUAGCGUGGGGUUACACUGAUGAUGUCACAACAUUUUUCUUCCUUUGUCAAUAAGUGUC